AGAUAGUCGAAAAAACUUGGUAUAGCUAUCUUCAUUUCAAUUCGAAUACCUAUGUGUGUAAUCGACAAAUUUGUAAUUGAUAGUUCGAAAUGGAACUUGAGGUGAACCUAUAUUUCGAUUCGAAUGUGUGUGUGUUACCGACAAAUUAGUUAUUGUUAGUUGAACUUUAUCCUUAGUUGAAAAUUUCCUAUCCAUAUAGAACGUAGCCUAUUUUACGAACUUACGUGCGUCUUGCAACGAGGCAGGCUUCUCAUCAAACGUGCAAUUGAGAUCGAACAGUGAAGCUGAUUGAUGGCUGUCACGUGAACGAAGCACCGGACUGUGGCUGCAAAUAUGUGUCUUCUAAAGUAGAAAAAAAAAAUGAAAUAUUUUUUCGUUAUGAUCUUUAAACGCCUAUUGCAAAUGAAAUUAAAAAUUUGCUCAACCAAAUGCGAGUCAUUGAACUGUAUAUAAUUCAGGCACAGCUAAGCCAACAUAAAAAUUAAGUCCAAAAAUUUAAAAUAAACUUGAACUCGUACUCCCAUGUCAAUACAUAAAAGUUAAGUACAAAAAUUUAAAAUAAAUUUGAACUCCCAUGUCAAUGAUGAUCAUAACAAAAAUGUUUUUAUCGCAAAAUUUUGGCACAGCUAAGCCAACAUAAAAAUUAAGUCCAAAAAUUUAAAAUAAACUAGAACUCGUACUCGCAUUUCAAUGAUGAUCAUAACAAAAAUGUUUCUAUCGCAAAGAUGAGAAUAAAAGAAAAUUUGCACCUGGUGCUGCUGGUGCUUGUUCUCCUGGUGGAGGCAGCCCAUAGCUGGAUAGUGGGAGAACCCUCUGAACCCGACGACUAUUUGAACGCUGCUAAUAACAUUGAAAUUUCCGAUGGCAGCAGUGAAGUUACCAACCCGCGAAGCUUCAUUAGCAAUACUAGUUUUAGCUCGCGCAGACAUGACUACCCAGAGCCUUUCAGAAUCAAAAGGGAAGUUGAAGCUCCACCAAUAACUUACAGGAGAAAAGAAGAAGAAGACGGCAAAUACAUCGGACUUAAUGAACUCGGCGAAGUGGACCGCUUCCGAAGCCCGGCCGCUCAGAGCUAUCGAACUCUUCUGUUUGACCCCGACAACUAUCAGCUCAUAGUCGGCGCAAGAGAUUACUUGUUCCGUCUGAGUUUGACGGGCUUUCACGUACUGGAGUCAGCGUCGUGGCCCUCAGACUCGAGCACCGUGGUGAUGUGCGAGCUUAAGGGCCAGGAUGGCUACCACUGCCACAACUUCGUCACGCUUCUGGCCACGCACGGCCACAGGCUUCUGGCCUGUGGCACCAACGCCUUCAAACCUUUGUGCUCGUGGAGGAGUAUUUCUUCACUAUCCAACAUGGAAGAAACCAUGAGUGGUGUCGGCCAGUCUCCCUUCGAUCCUGACCACUCCAGCACUCACGUCAUGAGUGGCGACGGCAGUCUCUUCGUAGGAACAUUUAAUGACUUCCAAGGUCGUGAUCCGGCUUUUAUGCGGAUGGAAGGUCCGCGAAGCUGGCUGCGGACCGACCAGUACGACUACAAGUCGCUGUCACAGCCUUCAUUUGUCUCCUCGUUCGAGGCCGGUGGCUUUAUUUACUUCUUCUUCGACGAGCUCGCAGCUGAAACACGAAGCUGCUAUGAGCGCGUGAUGCCACGCAUCGGACGCCGCGUGAUGCCGCGCAUCGGGCGCGUGUGUAUGGACGACCCAGGCACUCGUGGCCACGUGGACGCGUGGACGACGUUCCUGAAGGCAGGACUAGACNACGUUCGAGGUUCCCUGUACAUUGCGACUGAGGAUGAGAUCGUACGCGUGCCGGUGCACCGCUGCUCGCG
This is a messenger RNA of Hyalella azteca, 1828 nucleotides long. Its product is annotated as semaphorin-5A. The transcript is spliced from 9 exons. Lineage: Eukaryota; Metazoa; Arthropoda; Malacostraca; Amphipoda; Hyalellidae. The annotation marks the transcript as partial. Gene Ontology annotation, molecular function: semaphorin receptor binding; chemorepellent activity. The record is from RefSeq and is a predicted model, not a curated record. Gene Ontology annotation, biological process: negative regulation of axon extension involved in axon guidance; axon guidance; neural crest cell migration.